This is a messenger RNA of Lizanozyma spartinae, 4845 nucleotides long. It is a transcript of the gene BNR1, whose product is annotated as Bnr1p. Gene Ontology annotation, molecular function: actin binding; small GTPase binding. The transcript is spliced from 2 exons. Gene Ontology annotation, biological process: mitotic actomyosin contractile ring assembly; actin filament bundle assembly; barbed-end actin filament capping. Gene Ontology annotation, cellular component: mating projection tip; cellular bud neck; cell division site. NCBI's taxonomy places the organism in Eukaryota, Fungi, Ascomycota, Pichiomycetes, Serinales, Debaryomycetaceae. The record is from RefSeq and is a predicted model, not a curated record. Bases 1 to 4845 code for a protein of 1614 amino acids.
AUGACUCUCAUGAGGAUCAUACCCAGUAAAAAACAAGGCAAGAGCCAUCCCGAGCCAUCUUCCGAAGUCAUUCAGCUGCUGACAUCUGCGUCCUCGUCUUUAUUGGCCUCCUCCUUUCAUUCCAUUGGGUAUAAUACAAUCGCUGCGAAAGGUGGUGGUGGCACGGCUGAUAACAACCAAUACAGCUCCUUGGAUCCAAGAACAAAGGAAGUACAGAAGGGCUUGAAACUAGCAGGGUUUGGAUUAUCAACAGAUUCUCUUCAAUUUGUAGGGGGCGGUGUUGGUGUUGGGGUGCACCUCCUGGAUGAUCCAAGGUCUCACAGUGUGAGUUCCUUACCACUUGGUGAUACUCUGAGAAAUAGUCUGUUAACUGACUUGAAACCACCACCACCACGGACUUUAAGUUCCGUUUCAAAUAACAGUCCGCUUCAAUCGUUCAGCACGUUUGCUCUACAAGCAAGCCACGUUAUAAUGCCCAGUCCAGAAAUAGUCGACAGCUUAUUUGAGGAAAUGCUUACCAAAAGAGUAUUCAGUGACACGGCCAUACGUAAUCUCCGAGAGCAAUCCACCACGAGGAAAUGGGAGCUUUUACUACGAGAAAAUGAAACCAAUGCAGGGUUUGACUUACAAGGAGCAUUAAGUACAGCUUCAAUGGAAGUGCUGAAACUAAGAAAGGAAGGUACUAGAAAGGAAGGCCCCAUCUUCGGAAGUGUAAGCGUCCGAAAAAGUUCAAGAGAGAAUGUUAAUUCAGCUGAUGGUAGUCCAAAACCUAACAAUAACAGCAGCACCAGUAACAAUACUUUUGCUAACAUUAAGAAAUUCAAAGAAGGCGAUCCAGAGUGGUACGUGGCUCGAAUAAUCUCCAACAAGUUAAAUCUAAAGGGGUAUAAGAAGUUGGAAAGAAGAUUAGGGGAGAAGUAUAACGCUUCUUGGACAGAAAGGUUUGCUAAAGCUCAAGGAGAUUCAGCUUUAUGUGUUAUACUUCUGCGUAUUAAUAAGAAGACCAUUAAAUCAAAUGAAGAGUUUGAAAAGGAAUUUAUUAUAGUUGAAUGCAUCAAAUCAAUCUUGAAUAAUUCAACAGAUGAUGAUCAAAAAUUGGGGAAUAUUGGUCACUUUAUUAAAGCCAUUUGCUUCUCCUUAACAUCUCCUUGGUUAUCAACAAGUACAGUGGUUACAGAGAUCUUAAUUUUUUUUGCAUAUUUAAAGAAUGGAAGUUGCAUUAAUUAUAUCUUGGAAGCAAUGACAACCAUACAAUUCAUGUAUAACCAUACAGUACCAUUUCAACCGUGGUUUAAAGCUUUGGAACAAAACUUUGACCAACAUUUACUACAUGGUAGUGGUGGGAUGUUUGAAAGCUUUAGAAGGUACACUUUAUCUUCACUUUUUUUAAUAAAUUCCAUUGUAUUGGGGUUACCUUCAAUAGAUGAUAGGAUUACUAUUCGAAGACAAUUUAGUGAGUCUGGCUUGCUAGAGAUAUUCCAAAAAUUUAGAUCCUUAGAUGAUGUUAAUAUUAAUAAUGAAAUCGAGAAAUACGAACUGUUUGCAGAAGAAGAUUAUAAUGAUAUUUGCAACACAACCACAAUUCUGGGACUUGGUGGUGAAGAUGAAGAAAAUGAUUUGCAAUUGGUGGAUCUCUUUGAAGAUUUGCAACGAUUAUAUAAGCUUGAUGAAGAACAAGAUUUAUUAAAGAGUAUUUUACAAAAAUUGGUGCUUUUAAAGGAUACUAAUAGAAACACCCACCAAAUAUCAAAGUUAUUAUGGUUAACAGAUUCAAUUGUUCAGCAUAUAAUGGCUCAUUCAACUACGUUGAAUGUUUCUCCAGCGACUGUGGUCAAUAGCUCUAUUCAACGACUUCUUGAUAGACUAGCCACCGAAGAAACUGCAAAUAGAGCAGUUCAAGAAGCUUCCAAAUUAGAAAGGAGAAUAGUUGAUCUUGAAGAUGAAAUUCAACACCAACAUAAAACUAACAAACCUACCGAGUCUUUAAGUAAAGAAGUUCAAGCUCUUACUCUCAAAAUUGAAUCUCAACAAAGACAUAUUGGACUACUUCAAUAUCAAGUGAAACACUUGGAGGGAGAAAAGAAGAAGUUGCUACAAAGAUUAAACUCUGGCAGUAUGAACGACUCUGGAAGUCACCUAAUCCCAUCUUCCUUGUCUUCAGACAAGUCAAUCAAGCUGAAUACUAUUUUUGUGAAUGAAUUAGAGUCAGUUCUUUCCCAUGGAAGGACUAGUAAAGUGGUCAUUGACCUUACUGCCAAUUCUCCUCAUGCUAAUACUAAUAUCAAUUCGUUAUCAGAUACCAAUGAUGAUACUUUGGAUGAAUUUGACUUUGAGAAUGAGUCCCCAGUGAAUACUACAUCUAGAUCCAAAGCCCUUGAUGUUUUAGAUAAUAUUUUGGAAUCUAAAACAUUGGGAAACAUCCGGAAAGAAGCACCUGUUUCAAAAGCAAUAACUGCAGUUCCACCUCCUCCACCUCCUCCACCCCCAUUUCCUUCAUUCAUGGCUACUGGACCAUUGAUAUUACAGCCUUCUUCAGUAUCAGAAGCACCAGCACCAACAGCACCUCCUCCUCCACCCUUGCCUUCGUUUAUGUCUUCUAAAACAACAUCAGCAGCACCUCCUACUGUCUCGGUACCUCCACCCCCCCCAAUGCCUUCAUUUAUAACAGAAGGAGCUUUCCCACCUCCACCUCCACCUCCACCUCCACCUCCAUUCCCAAACCAAUUGAAGGAGAUUUCACAGUCAACAGUUUCACUAAAUUCUAUUCCUCCUCCACCUCCUCCACCUCCACCUGCAUUCUUAAAUAAGAGCAACAGUGUUUCCGAUUUGACAUCAAUCCACUCAGUUCCUAAGUUAAACAAGUCAUCAACAGAUAUUGCUAUUACCCACCCACCAAGGUCCCAUGAGGAGUUGAAGUUAUCGCAGGCGACAACUUUGGAAAGAGACGAAAUGUUUGUUGACGAAAGAUUACGACCAAAGAUCAAAUUAAAACAAAUUCACUGGGAUAAACUUGAAAAUACAUCUAAUACAUUCUGGGAUGAGAUCACAGAUUAUAAUUUAGUAGAUAAAUUGGCAGAGAAGGGAGUACUAGGAGAAAUAGAGAAGCAAUUUGCUGUGAAGCAAACCACAGAGAAGAAGAAACAAGCCCACAUUAGUGCUAAUAAGCCUACAAAGAUCAGCUUUUUAUCCCGAGAAAUGGCUCAACAAUUUGGUAUUAAUCUUCAUAUGUUUGCAUACAUUUCUGCCGAAGAACUUAUAAGCAAAGUCCUUAGUUGUGAUGAAGAGGUGAUUUCCAAUAUUGGGGUAUUAGAGUUCUUCAAUAAGGAUUCAUUGUCAAAUAUUAACGACAGCAUGAUACGUAAUUUCAAGCCCUAUUCAACUGAUUUCAGAUCGGGAAAGAAACCCGAACGUGAUCCUAAUGAGUUGGAGAGAGCAGAAGAAAUAUUUGUUGGCUUAUGUUUUAAUUUAAGACACUAUUGGAAAUCUCGUUCUAGAGCACUCUUAUUAUCUCAAACAUACCAAAAGGAUUACAGAGAAUUAAUGAACAGACUAGAAGCAAUUGAAGAAGUAUGUAAGGCAUUACGAGGUUCUCAAAGUCUUCGAAAUGUUCUUGGGAUCAUUAGGAAUGUGGGUAAUUUCAUGAAUGAUACUUCAAAGCAAGCUAAGGGGUUCAAACUAGAUACUUUGCAAAGACUUAAGUUCAUGAAGGAUGGAACCAAUUCAAUGCAUUUUUUGAACUACAUUGAAAAGUUUGUUAGAAAUGAGUUUCCAGAAUACGGUAUGUUUGUAGAUGAACUACAACCAUUGCAUAUGAUUCUGAAUAUUCUGAUUGAACAUUUAGAACAGAGCGUUCGAGAGUUUGAGACCCAAAUCAACAAUGUCCAAAGUAGCAUUGCUAAAGGUAAUCUUAGUAACUCCAAAGAGUUUCACCCAGAUGAUAAGAUCCUCGAAGCGAUAAUUGAGCCUUUAAAUAAAGCUGAAAGUCGAUGCUCGUUAUUAAGUUCGAGAUGGAAACGGAUUCUGAGUGAAUUUGAAGACCUAAUGGAAUACUUUGGAGAGAAUCCAAAAGAUAACCAAAGUCGUGAUUCAUUCUUUGGUAAGUUUAUUACUUUUAUUGGCGAGUUCAAGAAGGCUCAUAUUGAAAAUGUUCAAAAGGAAGAAGAAAAACGAUUGUAUGAGCAGCGGAAACGAAUGCUAGAGGAAAGAGAAGCCAAUAAAAGGAAGAAAAAGAAGAGAAAUAGUAUAAAGAAGAAACAGGAAUCUCAACGACUUGAUGUCGAAGCCAAAACGAUCAACCAUGAACAGAAUGAAAGAACUACUUCACAAGAGAGCAACACUACUGAUACUACUACAACCGCCACCAACGCUGCCACCAUGUCAAGCUCAGGAUCAGAUUCCCAUAUCAAAGUUACAGAAACACAGAAAGCUGAGGUCGAAGACGAAGACGAAACCGAUGAGAAUGACAAUGACAACGAAGAUGACUCGGAUCUGGAUAGUCUGGGCAAUGAAGGAGACACUUCCCAUGCUGCUAUAGAUUUACUACUUGAGAAAUUGAAAGCAAGUACGUCGUCGUCGACGCUGUCCUCAAGAGAUAAGAUCAAUAGUCAACGAAGAUCAAAAGCAUUAUCAUUUUAUUCAGCCGCACCAUCGGAAGAGAAUGAAGAUAAUAAUGAUGUGCAAUUUAACGAAUACGAAACUGUCAAUUCUCUUAAACGACGUCUUACUAGUAGACGGAGUCAACCUCGGGAGUAUGCCGAAGUUGCUGAUAGCAAGGAUGAUAUUAUGGUUAGAGCUCAAGUAAUGCUUAAUGAAUUACGACAGAAUCUUGGUGGGUUGAAGACGUGA